Molecule: messenger RNA, 237 nt
Organism: Knipowitschia caucasica
Lineage: Eukaryota; Metazoa; Chordata; Actinopteri; Gobiiformes; Gobiidae
Source: the annotation of a GenBank genome assembly
AUGGCCACUGCGAACGCCAGUAGCGCCAACAGCUGCAACUUAGGCGGCAUCAUGACUCGGAGCAACCCCAUUAAAAUCCUCCACGCUGGGUCAGAAUGGGGGGUUUGGUCACUCCAUGCCGCUGCCCAGACAGACGAUCUCUGCUUUUACAAAGAAGUGUCAUUCGCAUGGCCCUCUUCUCCACAGCCAGCGCUCUCUCUCUCUCUGUCCACUCUCUCGUCUCUCUUCAGGCAGUGA